CGUGGCGUCUCGGGCGCUACUUCCGCUUACGCCUGCUCCACGACGCCCCUUGGCACGUUGACGCCGGGCUUUCCACGCCCCGUUUUACAGCAGCCGUAAAGUGCGGUGUCGUGACCACGCCCUUUCUCGCGGCUCUUGUGACGCAGGCGCCCUGGGCUUUUUGCGCGGGAAAAGGCAGCAGUUCGGAACUAGCCGGGGCUGCUGGGACCCACUGUUUUCGCGGAGUCCGCCGCUGGCCCCGCGCCUCUGCCGGCCAUGGGGCUGCUGGAGCAGUGCGAGCAGGUGUUCGGUACCGCCGACCUUUACCGGGUGCUGGGGGUGCGGCGCGAGGCCUCGGACGGCGAGGUCCGACGCGGCUACCACAAGGUGUCCCUGCAGGUGCACCCGGACCGGGUGGGCGAGGACGACAAGGAGGGUGCCACCCGCCGCUUCCAGAUCCUCGGGAAAGUCUACUCCGUCCUGAGUGACCAGGAGCAGAGGGCCGUGUACGAUGAGCAGGGGACCGUGGACGAGGACUCGGAUGUGCUCAGCCAGGAGCGCGACUGGGAGACGUAUUGGAGGUUGCUCUUUAAAAAGAUAUCUCUAGAAGACAUUCAAGCGUUUGAAAAGACAUACAAAGGUUCUGAAGAAGAGCUGGCUGACAUUAAACAGGCCUACCUGGACUUCAAAGGGGACAUGGGUCAGAUCAUGGAGUCGGUGCUGUGUGUGCAGUACACGGACGAACCCAGGAUAAGGAACCUUAUUCAGAAAGCCAUUGACGCUGGAGAAGUCCCAUCCUACAAGGCCUUUGUCAAAGAAUCGAAGCAAAAGAUGAAUGCUAGGAAAAGGAGGGCCCAGGAAGAGGCUAAAGAAGCAGAAAUGAGCAGGAAGGAGUUAGGACUUGAUGACGAAGAUAAUUUGAAAGCACUCAUUCAGAACAGACAAAAGGAUCGGCAAAAGGAAAUGGACAAUUUUCUGGCUCAGAUGGAAGCGAAGUACUGCAAACCUUCCAGAGGAGGAGGGAAAAAAACAGCUCUCAAGAAAGAAAAGAAAUAAUGGAAUUUACUCUUCAAAGGUCGUUAGGGGUUAAUUAGUGCCAUUGUAGGAAAGGUAAAGUCAAGAUCUGAAGACAAAAGUCAAUUCAACCCUUGAGAAAAAUUCUCUUCCACCUAAACGAUUCAGAUUGAGAAUGUAAACCAGUCUCUCAACCUGAUUUUAUAUCCUAGAUCCCCUGACAUUCUGUGAAGUCCAGUCCUCCUGAGAAGGAAUUUGGUGAUGGUCAUUGAGGAAAGAGGGGGAGGUUGGUAUACUUGUGACAGCACUUGCUUCUGUGGAUCUUUUGUACAAGGAACUUUACCUAGAAUGUGGAUCUGUCCAUACUUCCGUUACCAGCUGUCAUUUUGCCACAAGAAUGAGCUGCAGAGUAUUCAGAGCGAUGUGUGUGUUUAUUAGAACAGGUACGCUACCUGGCUAGAAUGUCUUCAGAACACUUGCUGGACAUUGUCUUCUAAAUACUUGACAGUACUUUCAGUCUUAAAACUCUUGAGUACAUCCUCUCUUUGUUUUGUUUUUUUGUUUGUUUUUUUACUCAAACAGGUUUUUGUACUCUGCUUCAAGUAUAGGAGAAACAGAUGUUCACAUUACUUCAAGCGUCUUUAUGACUUAACACAUGAUUAAACUAAACAAGUAAAAAAUGACUUAAAUUUUUGAUGAUCACUGGGCUAGUACUGCCGAACGUCCUUGGGUCGGUCGCGAAGCUUGUCUGAACUUGUUUUCUCAUCGAUGAAAGGGUGAGGGAGUUUGGGUAAACGACUUCUUAGAGGCUCCCCUGACUUAAUGCUAACUCUGAAAGGCAAGCCAUCAGUGGUUUGUUUUCAUGCGCUUGUGGUAUUGAUUUGUGAAAAUAGUACAGAGAUUUUCAUUUAUAUUUAGUCAAAUUGUUUGUAUUCAUUAGGAUAUGUGGAAGUUUUUAAGGGACUGUUCAACUUAAAAUCUCUGAUUUUAGACUAAUAUAUUCAAUGCCAUAUGCCCGAAACAAGCCUGGUACCUUUAUGUAUCAUGAUUUAUCAGCGAUAUAAGCACGUGACAUGUUUUCAGUUUGUGAUUAUAAACAAGGUUAAAAAAAUACUCUUUAAUUGUAUUAAAAUAUAAUUUAAUGCA
Myotis daubentonii (Daubenton's bat) is the source of this 2139-nucleotide messenger RNA. It is a transcript of the gene DNAJC9, whose product is annotated as DnaJ heat shock protein family (Hsp40) member C9. Gene Ontology annotation, cellular component: cytoplasm; nucleus. NCBI's taxonomy places the organism in Eukaryota, Metazoa, Chordata, Mammalia, Chiroptera, Vespertilionidae. The record is from RefSeq and is a predicted model, not a curated record. Gene Ontology annotation, molecular function: heat shock protein binding.